AUGGUUGAAACUCUUUUUGAAGAUAUUUUUAAGGUUGAACAAUUGAACCCAGAUGAUAAAAAAUUCGAGAAAGUUACUCGCGUUGAAGCACACAGUGAGCAGUUUGACAUGUACAUGGUGCUAGAUGUGAAUACUGAGAUAUAUCCUGUUGAUGUUGGAGACAAAUUCAUGAUGGUAUUAGCAUCCACCCUAAACUUGGAUGGAACACCUGACACUGGUUACUAUACUCAGGGUGCACGGAAAACACUUGCAGACAAAUUCGAAUACGUUAUGCAUGGGAAGUUGUUUAAGUUUGCAGAGGAACGUAAAGGAUCUGAAGUCAAAGCGGAGAUAUAUGUUUCAUUUGGUGGGCUUUUGAUGAUGCUGAGAGGGGAUACAUCCAUUGCAGCAAAGUUUGAGCUUGAUCAAAUGUUGUUUAUCCUCAUCAGGAAAGUUUGA
Messenger RNA from Cornus florida, 438 nucleotides. RefSeq names its product DNA-directed RNA polymerases II and V subunit 8A-like. NCBI's taxonomy places the organism in Eukaryota, Viridiplantae, Streptophyta, Magnoliopsida, Cornales, Cornaceae. The record is from RefSeq and is a predicted model, not a curated record. Bases 1 to 438 code for a protein of 145 amino acids. The transcript is spliced from 4 exons. Gene Ontology annotation, biological process: DNA-templated transcription. Gene Ontology annotation, molecular function: DNA-directed RNA polymerase activity. Gene Ontology annotation, cellular component: RNA polymerase II, core complex; RNA polymerase I complex; RNA polymerase III complex.